Conger conger (European conger) is the source of this 1361-nucleotide messenger RNA. RefSeq names its product casein kinase 2, beta polypeptide (gene csnk2b). Lineage: Eukaryota; Metazoa; Chordata; Actinopteri; Anguilliformes; Congridae. Gene Ontology annotation, cellular component: protein kinase CK2 complex; cytoplasm. The coding region runs from base 186 to 833 and encodes 215 amino acids. Gene Ontology annotation, molecular function: protein kinase regulator activity. The transcript is spliced from 7 exons. The record is from RefSeq and is a predicted model, not a curated record.
AGACAGAACACUACGCCAUAUUGGAUUGCUGCUGACGGGCAGCGUUAUUUUUAAGUCACCAGAACCGGUUAAGGCAUCGUGCAGAAUAACUAGCUAUAUUGAAGUAAAACCACGUCCAACAAAACCUUUAAAUUACACCAGGCAGCAGUUUCGUUGCGUUACAGUUCAGAUUGAGAAGUCCCGCGAUGAGCAGUUCUGAAGAGGUUUCAUGGAUCUCCUGGUUCUGUGGACUGAGAGGAAACGAAUUCUUUUGUGAGGUGGAUGAGGACUAUAUCCAGGACAAGUUUAACCUCACAGGCCUGAAUGAGCAGGUUCCACAUUAUCGGCAGGCCUUGGACAUGAUCUUGGACUUGGAACCCGAUGAGGAGCUGGAGGAUAACCCCAAUCAGAGUGACCUGAUUGAACAGGCAGCCGAGAUGCUGUACGGCCUGAUCCACGCCCGAUACAUCCUCACCAACCGAGGCAUCGCUCAGAUGUUGGAGAAGUACCAACAGGGAGAUUUUGGCUACUGUCCUAGAGUCUACUGUGAGAAUCAGCCCAUGCUACCGAUUGGGUUAUCGGACAUCCCAGGGGAGGCCAUGGUGAAGCUCUACUGCCCAAAGUGUAUGGACGUGUACACGCCCAAAUCCUCGCGGCACCACCACACGGACGGGGCCUAUUUCGGCACGGGGUUCCCCCACAUGCUGUUCAUGGUUCACCCCGAGUACCGGCCCAAGAGACCGGCCAACCAGUUUGUGCCCAGGCUUUACGGCUUUAAGAUCCAUCCCAUGGCCUAUCAGCUUCAGCUUCAGGCCGCGUCCAGCUUCAAGAGUCCUGUCAAAGCCAUCCGCUGAAGCCCUGGGUGCAGGGGCAGAGAUGGUGGGGGCGGUGUCCGAUUCAAGCUGCUAAAGCUGUGUUAUGAUCCCACUACAGCAGAACCAGGUGCACCCUGAUCCUGGGUCUAAGGCUGGGUACUCUUCUACACAACACGCUCACGUUAUGCACAUACAUACACACGCACGCACACGUUAUGCACCUGCACACACACACACACACACACACACACACAUACACGCACACAUUAUGCACAUACACACACACACACACACAUACACGCACACAUUAUGCACAUACACAGACGCACACAAACAUACACACACAUUUAAGUUGGUGAAGUGAGUAUUCUGUUUAAUUGUUUUUAAGAAUGUAUGAAUCCCCUUCUUCCCCCUACUUAGAUUUUUGUCUCACUGCAAUCAUUCAGUAGGAGUCCGCUUAGGAAUUAAAUUAUUGGGGGUUUUCUUAGUUUGUUUUCUUUGUUUUUGUCCUGCAGCUACACAAACAAAUUAUUUUCUUUUUUUGUAAUAAAAAGAGAAAUGAAAUAG